AUCAAAACAGUGUUCGUUUAGAAAACAAAAACAGAAGAAACAAGAGAGAAAACAGUGAAAUCGAUUUCUUGUGAGAAGACUCAGUGGAGGAAUGGGGAGCAAAACCAGGCCAAUAUUUCCAAUGCCCGGAUCACAGCACUACAGCGACUAUGGCUUCGAUUCUCAGUUCGAUUAUUUCCAGGUCUUGGAGGAGGCGAGGAGGCAUGGGAAACGAGGGGAAACGAGGGGAACAAUAGAAGGGCAUCAUUUCAAGCUACAAAAGCCCAUCUCAAAAGACGAUUCCCGGGCGAGAUCUAAGAAACGUAAGCAGUGGUGGAAAACCGCGUUUCUCUUCUGGAAACGAAAGAACGCGAGGGGAAACGAGAACAACCGGAUGGAUUCAGGUCACCGGGACUCCACUCACCGGGCCGUGUCGGGACCGUUGUAUUUGACCGAGAGUCUCGGUUCGAGGACGCCGUGUCGGUCCAACCGGUCCGGUUCGGGCCCGCUCCGGUUCAGCCCGGCCGAACGGGCUGGAAUCCCGUAUCUGAACCUCAGAGAAUUCAAUGUGAUUGAGAGUCACCGGGUUUCUGCCACGUCAGCACAUCCGCACGUGCCGGUUUACUUGGUCACGUGAUUCAUUCUUCUCGUCACUCGCGUAUUAUUAUUAUUAUUAUUAUUAUUUUUAUUUUUUUUUGGGGUUGUGACUUGUGAUUGGUUGUGUGAUCACUGUGAUGUGGUUUGUUGCUCACCGCGAGUGAGCAGAUGCAUGUGAGAAGACGUUUGUUUUGUUGUAUUUUGGUUUGGAAGUAUUGAGUUUUAUUAGAUUUUA
This is a messenger RNA of Dioscorea cayenensis subsp. rotundata (Guinea yam), 811 nucleotides long. RefSeq lists its product as uncharacterized. Bases 92 to 616 code for a protein of 174 amino acids. The transcript is spliced from 2 exons. The record is from RefSeq and is a predicted model, not a curated record. NCBI's taxonomy places the organism in Eukaryota, Viridiplantae, Streptophyta, Magnoliopsida, Dioscoreales, Dioscoreaceae.